Molecule: messenger RNA, 591 nt
Organism: Naegleria gruberi
Lineage: Eukaryota; Heterolobosea; Eutetramitea; Acrasida; Naegleriidae
Exons: 1
Coding region: 1-591 (196 amino acids)
Source: RefSeq, a predicted model, not a curated record
AUGAGGAGAUUAAUUUCACCAAAUUACUUGCCAAAUGACCUUUCCAAAGUUUACAAAGUUGAAUUUGAAGGAUUAGGCGGAAUUAAUUAUGGUUCUGAAGGAUCCAUAAGAAAAUUCAAAAUGAAUUCCACUUUUGGAUUGGUAAUAUUGAAAAGAAUGAUCAGUCAUGAUGAGCAAAUUAGAAAUCAAUUCUUCAAGUUCAUGAAAUCAUUUUUUAAAAUUUAUUGGAAUAGUCCUUAUUUUCAAUACAUGGAAGAAAGGAUUUCCAACUCUACAUAUUUCAUUGAAACAUAUCGAAUCAAUACAGAGAAAGUAUUAGAAUCAGGACAUUGGUCUGAGGAUGACAAAACUUAUGAACAAGAUAAAGCAGAUCGUGAUUUGGAAUUAAUUGAAUUGAUGAAAACCAUGAUUGGUGGAGAGAGUGAUGGAAUUUCUGAAGAUUUGAAUGGAUUGAGAUUGUAUCUUGAGAGAGAAUGUCCAAUUAUUGCAGAAUAUUAUGGGAGUGGUAUUGGCACAUUUUGGUCAAUGUAUUUCUUAAUGAUUACUAGACGAGGAGAUGGAAUUUACUUUGAACAAAUUGCUGAAGACUAG